Messenger RNA from Polyodon spathula (Mississippi paddlefish), 4172 nucleotides. Its product is annotated as protein transport protein Sec31A-like. The transcript is spliced from 27 exons. The record is from RefSeq and is a predicted model, not a curated record. Gene Ontology annotation, molecular function: protein binding; structural molecule activity. The coding region runs from base 142 to 3810 and encodes 1222 amino acids. Gene Ontology annotation, biological process: intracellular protein transport; endoplasmic reticulum to Golgi vesicle-mediated transport; COPII-coated vesicle cargo loading. Gene Ontology annotation, cellular component: endoplasmic reticulum exit site; COPII vesicle coat. Lineage: Eukaryota; Metazoa; Chordata; Actinopteri; Acipenseriformes; Polyodontidae.
GAGGGUGUUUUUGCCACGUCGGCCGCCGUAGCGCUGAAAGACUACACAUCCCAUCCCAAACAGGGAUAAUAUUAACAUUUGUAUGUAUAAAAUAAUCAGAAUUUGAGAUACACAGUACACCGAAUACAACGCACACCCACAAUGAAGCUAAAAGAAAUUCAGAGAACAGCCAAUCAGGCAUGGAGCCCUGCAUCCCAGCAUCCUACCUACUUAGCAACAGGUACAUCUGCCCAACAGCUAGAUGCAUCUUUUAGUACAAGUGCGGCCCUGGAGAUUUUUGAACUGGAUUUCUCAGAUCCUUCACUAGACAUGAAGUUAAGCGGUUCCCUUUCAACCACAAACAGGUUUCACAGCCUGAUCUGGGUGAAUUUCGGCGCAGUCACAGCAGGAUCCUCAGGGAUGCUUGUGGGUGGGGGUGACAAUGGAGCUGUCACUCUGUACAAUCCAACACAAAUACUGGCUUCAGAAAAAGAGGCCAUCGUAGGACAAAGUGAGAAGCAUACAGGCCCUGUCCGGGCCCUUGACUUCAACCCCUUUAAGAGUAACCUUUUGGCCUCUGGAGCCAAUGAUUCAGAGAUCUAUAUCUGGGACUUGAAUAACUUUUGUAAUCCAAUGACACCAGGGGCAAAGUCACAACCUCUUGAAGAUGUCAGUGUUGUUGCCUGGAAUAGGCAGGUGCAGCACAUCCUUGCUUCGGCUCACCCCAGUGGUAAGGCAGUUGUGUGGGACCUGAGAAAAAAUGAACCCAUCAUUAAAAUCAGUGAUCACAGCAACAGAAUGCAUUGCUCUGGGAUGUUGUGGCACCCUGAAGUGGCCACUCAGCUGGUGCUGGCAUCAGAAGAUGAUCGCCUUCCAGUAGUCCAGAUAUGGGACCUGCGGUUUGCCUCUUCUCCUCUAAAAUUGCUGGAGAACCACACAAGAGGGAUUCUGUCUAUUUCCUGGAGCCAGGCUGACCCAGAGCUGCUGCUCAGUAGUGCUAAAGACAACAGGAUUUUGUGCUGGAAUCCAGGAACAGGAGAGGUGAUUUAUGAGUUGCCAACAAGCAGCCAGUGGUGCUUCGAUGUCCAGUGGUGUCCCAGGAAUCCUGCCAUUCUCUCUGCUGCCUCAUUUGAUGGUCGGAUAAGCAUUUACUCAGUAAUGGGAGGAAGCCUAGAUGCUCAAGGACAAGGCCAUGUUGAUAAGAUGUCUUCCUCGUUUGAUGCCAUGGACCCUUUUGGAACUGGGCAGUCCCUCCCUCCUCUACAGGUUCCUCAGAAGGUGGCCAAGACAAAAGUCAUUCUUCCUCUUAAAAAGCCUCCUAAAUGGAUCAGGAGGCCUGUGGGGGCAUCAUUUGCAUUUGGUGGGAAGCUGAUAACCUUUGAAAAUGCCAAGCCAGCACAACAGCAAGUGCCACAGCCCAAUCCACGUCACGUGUUCAUCAGCCAGGUUAUCACAGAAACUGAGUUCCUCCAACGCUCCAGCGAGCUCCAGUCAGCACUGCACACUGGAAGUUUCUCCAGCUUCUGCGAAGCCAAGAUUCAGAAGGCAGCAACAGACUCUGAAAAGAACAUCUGGAGCUUCUUAAAGGUUAACUUUGAAGAUGAUGCUCGUAGCAAAUUCUUACGACUCCUGGGCUACAGUAAAGAAGAACUGGAGAAAAAGAUUGCCUCUUUCUUAGGAAAAAGUCUACAGCCUAACAGUAAUGGGGUUGAUGCUAAUGAUCUUGCAGAAAAAAUACAACUUUUAUCUGCUCAGAGAUCAGACGAAUCCAGUGCCGCAGGAGAUACUUCAUCAUCCCCCACAUCCUCAACACAGUCUGACUUUUUCAGCAAUCUUCCCAAUGACAAGCCCAAAUUUCAGAUUUCUACAACCACAGAUACCGAUGGUCUGAUCAGCCAAGCACUCCUAGUAGGUAAUUUUGAAGGGGCCGUCGAGCUCUGUCUUAACGAUGCCCGCUUUGCUGAUGCUGUUAUCCUGGCUAUUAGUGGUGGAGAGGAGCUGUUGAAGGAAACCCAGCAGAGAUAUCUAGCAAAGCAGAAAACCGACAUUUCAGUGCUUGUGUCCUCCAUAGUUAACCGUAACUGGACAGAUAUUGUUCAGUCAUGUGAUUUAGAAAACUGGAAGGAAGCCUUAGCUGCCCUCCUGACUUAUGCACGUCCUGAGGAAUUCUCGGAGCUGUGUGGUAUUCUGGGGUCUCGUCUGGAGCGUGAAAGAGAAGAGAGGAUGUGUCUUCGGGCCUGUCUGUGUUAUAUCUGCUCCGGGAACACUGAGAAACUGGUAGACUGCUGGGUACUGAAAAAUGAUACCUCAUCACCUUUGGCUUUAGAGGAUCUGGUAGAGACGGUAAUGGUUUUACGCAAAUCGAUUGAACAGCUUCGUGGUGGUGAUAUGGUAACUCAGAGUGCUGUCCUGGCAGAGAAACUGACUCAGUAUGCCAAUCUGUUAGCAGCUCAAGGGAGUCUUGCUGCAGCCAUGAGUUAUCUGCCUGCAAGCAGCAGUCAGGCUUUAAUCAUGCAGUUGCGGGACAGACUGUUUCAUGCUCAGGGAGAGGCUGUUGCAGGUCAACAACCUCCUCCCUUCCCUUACAACAGAGUCCAGGUGGGGGGAGGCGCUCGCCCUGUUUCUACAGCGCAAGCCCAGCAAUCGGGCCACAGAACCCAGCAGCAGCCUGCAUUUCAUCCUCAGAUGCAACCUUCAGGGCAGCCUCCAGUUUUCACUCCACAGCCGAUGUCAGCAGACUCAGUGCCACACUCUGGUAUGCCAGCUAUUUCCCAUGGACCUCCAGCCAGCAUGUUCUCCAGACCACAGUACCCUCGACACCCUGCCACUGCUUCAGCAUUCUCUCAACCUUUCAGCCAGCUAGGAGGGCCUCCAAGUGGACAAGCAGCUUUUCCUACCCAUCCUUAUCUAUUGGGACCUGAGCCGCAUGCAGCACAGCCCAGUGGCCUACAGUCAAUGCCUGGCCCCACUGUGUCAGGGCCUACCUUUAGGCCUGCCUCUGUUCCCUUUUACCAGCCCUCUGGUCCUCUCCCGCCAUCCUCCCAGGCGGCUGGUCUUCCACCAAUGUUCUCAGGCGGUGCUCGCACUGCGACCUCCAUGCCAGCCUCACAGCCUCCCACAACCUAUCCACUGGGACCAGGAUACCCACAGGGUGGCCCAGGAGCUCCUGCUGCCAAGACCUUCGCUGCUGCUUCUCUUCCUCCCCCUCCCACAGGAUACUUUCCGUGGCUGGAGAACCGUUGUGAUGAUGAAGGCUCUCAAGAAGGAUGGAAUGAUCCUCCAAACGUGCGAGGAGGGCCAAGGAAGAAAAAGCUUCAUGAGAACUACACCCUACCAGCCCCCAUCACAUCGCCUGUCAUGAACUUCCCUAUGGAACACAAAGCACUCCAACCUCAGGCCUCUCUAUCUCAGGACACUAUUCAGGCAUCACCAGGGGCACCUAAAGAAGCCAAUAUCCAGACUCUUCAUCAACUACCAGCAGAGAAGAUUGAAAAGAAGGAUAUUCCACAAGAGCAUCUAAUGUUAAAGACAACCUUUGAUGGACUGCUAAAGCGCUGCUUCCUAGCUGCUGGUGACCCGCAAACGAAGAGAAAACUUGAUGAUGCUUUGAAGAGGCUGGAAUACCUCUACGACAAGCUGAGAGAGCAAGUGCUUACUCCUAACGUCCUCCGGGGACUGCAUGAGAUUGGACGCUGCAUUGAGGGUCGAAACUACCAGCAAGCACUUGCAGUCCACACUCAAAUUGUUAGCAGCAGCAAUUUCAGUGACAUUUCUGCAUUCAUGCCCAUCCUUAAAGUAGUAAUGACAAUUGCUAAUAAGCUCAGUAUCUGAGGAUAAAGAACUAAAAUAAAACCAUGCAAACAGUUGUGAUGUCCUUGCAGUACAAAGCUUUAUAUAUUUGACAGUGGUAUGUGGUUACUUUAAAAUUCAUGCUGUUGAAGUUUUAAUAGCUAUUCUAGAAAUGAAUGUGAACUACUGUAGUUACAGCAAACAUUCAGAAGUAAAAUUAUCAAAGUAAAAAAAGUGUUGGCUUCUAACUGGAGCACAUUUCUUUACACAUUAAAUUUAAAAAAUAUAUAUAUAUAUAUAUUCAAAAUGGGUUACGUACUAUUGAACUUCUAUUUAUGUUUAAAAAGUACUCCAGAGAAAUUUUAAAUCUGUAGCAAACCAUUGUAAGGUGUAUGGUUUAAAAU